AUGCAUCGCCGCAUAUCUUCACGGCGAGUUGUUGACUCGCAAGAAGAUUUCUUUCAACGUAUCGUUAGUUCUUUGAGAAAAGUAUUUUCUGUCAAAAAACGUCCGAAGAAUAUGGUAGCAAGACACCAUGGUGCUGGUGGUACAACUUUACCAGCGUUUUCAACUUCAAUGCCAUAUGUUAUUCACGUAGAAGCAGGCAGUGCAAGUGGAGAAGGAAGUGGUUACGGAUAUGCUUGCGGACAUGAUGGUGGAUAUAGUGGCGGAUAUGGUGGUAGUGGUGAUGGAUGUGGCGGCGAUGGUGGUGGAUGUUGA
Rotaria sp. Silwood2 is the source of this 312-nucleotide messenger RNA. The record is from the annotation of a GenBank genome assembly. Lineage: Eukaryota; Metazoa; Rotifera; Eurotatoria; Philodinida; Philodinidae.